Messenger RNA from Fusarium redolens, 450 nucleotides. RefSeq names its product ribosomal protein L18e/L15P. Gene Ontology annotation, biological process: translation. The coding region runs from base 1 to 450 and encodes 149 amino acids. Gene Ontology annotation, cellular component: ribosome; cytosolic large ribosomal subunit. The transcript has 3 exons. Gene Ontology annotation, molecular function: structural constituent of ribosome. Lineage: Eukaryota; Fungi; Ascomycota; Sordariomycetes; Hypocreales; Nectriaceae. The record is from RefSeq and is a predicted model, not a curated record.
AUGCCUACCCGUACUUCAAAGACCCGCAAGCACCGCGGUCACGUUUCCGCCGGUAAGGGACGUGUCGGAAAGCACCGCAAGCACCCCGGUGGUCGUGGUCUUGCUGGUGGUCAGCACCACCACCGUACCAACAUGGACAAGUACCAUCCCGGUUACUUCGGUAAGGUUGGUAUGCGAUACUUCCACAAGCAGCAGAACCACUUCUGGAAGCCCAUCAUCAACCUCGACAAGCUGUGGUCUCUCGUCCCCCAGGAGACCCGUGACGCCUACGUCUCCGGCGAGAAGAAGGACACCGUCCCCGUCCUCGACCUCCUCCCCCUCGGCUACUCCAAGGUCCUCGGCAAGGGCCGUCUCCCCGAGAUCCCUCUGGUCGUCCGCGCCCGCUGGGUCAGCCGCCUUGCUGAGCAGAAGAUCAAGCAGGCCGGUGGUGUCGUUGAGCUUGUCGCUUAA